This is a messenger RNA of Megalops cyprinoides (Indo-Pacific tarpon), 3802 nucleotides long. RefSeq names its product mannosidase, alpha, class 1A, member 2 (gene man1a2). Gene Ontology annotation, biological process: N-glycan processing; carbohydrate metabolic process. Gene Ontology annotation, cellular component: endoplasmic reticulum; Golgi membrane; extracellular exosome. The transcript has 14 exons. Gene Ontology annotation, molecular function: mannosyl-oligosaccharide 1,2-alpha-mannosidase activity; calcium ion binding. Bases 614 to 2551 code for a protein of 645 amino acids. The record is from RefSeq and is a predicted model, not a curated record. Lineage: Eukaryota; Metazoa; Chordata; Actinopteri; Elopiformes; Megalopidae.
AGCUGGCUGGCUAGUUACAUCUUUGAGUGAGGGUAACCGGCCCUUCGAAGCAAAUGAAAAAGGAGGAAGGAUAACCAUGUAACGUACAGCAUUGGUCAUGGGGAGAUUUUUAAAACGCCUUGUCUGGACACGAGGAAUCGGUAUGCUUGUCGAAUAGCGUCGAUUUGUCUCUAGAUAGGAGCAAGAUGAUGCAGCGCCAGCGGUCCGUCACACUCGCAGCUGCCAUAAAAACUAGCCCGGUAGCCUGCUGGCUGUAACAUAGACGGGCGCAAGACAUUGUUAGUGUAGCUACGCUGUCUUCAGAACAAGUCCUUUCGGAUCGAUUAGUCUAAAAACUCGGAUAACCAUCUGGACGAAUCCCGGCAGCCGUUUUCCUGUUCGGAAUCGAUCAUUUCGCUGAAGUGCAAGGGCUUCUCUUGCAAAGACGCCGCCGACAUCAUCAUACAGAGGCCUGGAAUAAAAUCACGUCGGUUGAUGUCGGGUCUUCGCUCCACAUUCAUGUCAAACAACGUAGCUUGAUGUCAGAACAUAUAUCUGCAAAAAUGAGACAGUAGCGCAACGGAUGCAAUACAUCAAGCCGUGUUUAUUCAGCCGACUGAGUGGAUAAUACGCCAUGACCACCCCGGCUCUCCUGCCGCUGUCGGGCCGCAGGAUACCCGCCCUCACGCCCGGCGCCUCCUCCUUCCCCCAUCACAGAGCCACGCUGCGGCUCUCCGAGAAGUUCAUCCUUCUCCUCAUCCUCAGUGCCUUCAUCACCCUGUGCUUCGGAGCGUUCUUCUUCCUCCCGGACAACUCAAAACACAAGCGCUUCGAUCUGGGCCUGGAGGACGUGCUGAUACCACACAUUGACCCCAACAAGGAGGGCAAGCUGCCGGGCGGGCAGAUCAUCCACGGGCAAGGUGGACACGACGAGCACCGGCACAGGGAGGAGGAGGAGAGCCUGCGGAACAAGAUCCGCGCCGACCACGAGCGGGCGCUGGAGGAGGCCAAGGAGAAGCUGAGGAAGUCCGCCGAGGAGCUGCGCGCCGAGAUCCAGACAGAGAAGAGCAAGGUGGCGCAGGACCUGAGGAAGCAGGACAGCGGCAAGCCCCUCCCCCCCGUCCCCAUGCCCAAAGUGGUGGGGAUCAACGACGGGGACCCGGGUGACCCCGACGUCAAGGAGAAGAGGGACAAAAUUCGAGAGAUGAUGAAGCAUGCAUGGGACAGCUAUAGACAGUAUGGAUGGGGACACAACGAGCUCAAACCUCUGGCCAAGAAAGGACAUUCCACCAACAUCUUCGGGAACUCCCAGAUGGGGGCCACCAUUGUGGACGCCUUGGACACCCUGUACAUCAUGGGUCUGCAUGACGAGUUUAAGGAUGGGAAGGACUGGAUCGAGCACAACCUGGACUUCAGCGUGAAUGCAGAGGUCUCCGUCUUUGAGGUGAACAUUCGCUUCAUCGGGGGCCUGCUGGCUGCUUUUUACCUGUCUGGAGAGGAGGUGUUUAAGGUGAAGGCUGUCCAGCUGGCUGAGAAACUGCUGCCCGCGUUCAACACCCCCACUGGCAUCCCCUGGGCCAUGGUUAACCUGAAAAGCGGUGUGGGGCGGAACUGGGGCUGGGCGUCGGCUGGCAGCAGCAUCCUGGCGGAGUUUGGGACCCUCCACAUGGAGUUUGUUCACCUGACCUACCUGACUGGACACCCCGCUUACUACCAGAAGGUGAUGCACAUUCGCAAGCUGCUGGCCAAAAUGGACCGACCCAAUGGGCUGUACCCCAACUACCUGAACCCGCGGACCGGACGCUGGGGACAACACCACACCUCUGUAGGGGGCCUGGGGGACAGCUUCUACGAGUACCUGCUGAAAGCCUGGCUGAUGUCUGACAAAACGGACACAGAGGCCAGGAAGACCUACGACGACGCCAUUGAAGCCAUCGAGCGCCACCUCAUCCGCAAGUCCAACGGCGGCCUGACCUUCAUCGGCGAGUGGAAGAACGGCCACCUGGAGAGGAAGAUGGGCCACCUGACCUGCUUCGCCGGGGGCAUGUUCGCCCUGGGCGCCGACGGCUCGCCCGACGACAAGGCCGGCCACUACCUGCAGCUGGGCGCCGAGAUCGCCCACACCUGCCACGAGUCGUACGACCGCACCGUGCUGAAGCUGGGGCCAGAGGCCUUUAAGUUUGACAGUGGUUUGGAGGCAGUGGCUGUCCGUCAGAAUGAGAAAUACUACAUCCUGCGGCCCGAGGUGAUCGAGACGUACUGGUACAUGUGGAGGUUCACCCACGAUCCGAAGUACAGGCAGUGGGGCUGGGAGGCUGCACAGGCCAUCGAUAAGUACUGCCGGGUUAGCGGGGGGUUCUCGGGGGUCAAAGACGUCUACUCCUCCAACCCCACCUACGACGACGUGCAGCAGAGCUUCUUCCUGGCAGAGACCCUCAAGUAUCUGUACCUGCUGUUCUCCAGCGAUGACCUCCUGCCCCUGGACAGCUGGGUGUUCAACACGGAGGCCCACCCUCUCCCCGUCCUGCACCUGGGCAACAUCACUCUGCCCGGGAGCGACGCCCGGCGAUAGGACCGCCCACUUCCCCUCCCCCCCCUCAUACAGUUAGACUGCAGGCUCGAGCCACACCCCCCUCUCCGCAUUCCCCAAUGAAAGACUGCAGUGUGCCUGCAGAGGGGAAGGGCUGGGGUCUCUGUUCCUGCAGACAGUCAUGUGACUGCGCAUGGCCAGGCCCACACAGACCUGUUCCAUUUUAUACACCUGACCAAAAGCGUUCCCACGGAGACGCAGGAGGACGGACACACAGACGGACACUGCUGGAAGUGGAUGUACAGUUUCCAUGGGAUGGACUAACAGACUUCUGUUCAUGAGGAGCAAGGAUUUUUCUGUGACUUCUCUUUUCAGGGGUUUUUCUGAACCCCCCCCAUACCAACACCAAGGACAUCAUUUUCUGUUUGCUCCUUUAUGAUAAACUUUGACCUGGACCUAUAAUGACUGGAAUUGGCAUUCUUUGUCCCUUUGGUGGAGGGCGAAUGGAGAAGUUGACUAUGACUCUGCAUUCCCCCGGCUCCAUGUGUCUGCGUUUGGAUUGGCUGGGAAGUGGCUUUCAGACCCCGUGCAGCUGAUAUACUACUGUCACAGUUUUCCACUUUUUUUCUUUAUUGUCACGUUAAUUCACAUUUGUUUGCCCAACAGACAGCAGCUGACGGACAUCACAUUUUUACAUAUUAUCCGUUUAUGCAGCGAGAUGUUUACUGAAGUACCUUACUCAAAGGUACCAUUAUAGUGCCACACCUUGGAAUCAAACUUUCACCACAUGGGCUACAAGCCCAGCCCUUUUACCCUGCUACAUUGCACCACGGCCCUUUGACCCUUCACCUCUGACCUACUGUCCUUUGACCUUCAGGAGAGUUCCGCCUGGGUGUGCAGUAACAGCUGUGAAAUGGAUGGAUAUGAGUGGGCGGAGUUUUGCUGAAGGAAUCGUCUCUCUGUUCUGCAGAAGACAGGCUUCCAUUGGUUGCCUUACUGCAAUGUGGCGGAGUGUGAUCCCAGUCACAGAAGUCCCUGCUCCAGUCUUCCGUCUGGAUAAUGAGUCCUAAGCAUAUUGGUAUCACUUUUGCCGCUCCAUUUGGAGGUCGCUUUCAUGGAUUUCCACUCGGUGACAUCUCCUGCCCCGUGCUAAAAGUGGUCAGACCAUGGCGUUAAGAUAAAUCUGUUACUGUUACUACAUUAGAGAGGGUGGCAGGAUAGGAAAGAAGCAGUGGAUUGAGGUGAGAGACGAGUUAGGACUGACCACCAGGGGGCAGUAGAUGGGAGAGGAAC